AUUAACUGUAAAUAUUUUGUCGGUAGUCGCACGACACCAAUUUGUUAGAAAUAUGAUUUUAAAUCAAAAGGUUAAAUUGAAUUCAUUAAUAAUCUCAGUUUUACCCAUUCAAGACUACGAAUCAAAAUAGCAAUGUCUUCAAGAAGAGCAGGAGGGAUAAAUUAUGCUGAUCUAGAUCAAGGUAACUAUUCCGAUUAUUCUUUCGAAGAUGAUGACGAUGAAAAUGAAUCAGUGAAGAAAAAGAAGGAUGAUGACUAUUCAUAUGGGGGAUCGACCAAGAAGAGAUCAAAUAAUACCAAUUCAAAUUCAAAUGGUCCAAGUCGUAAAAAGGUCAAAGAAGCAGUGAAUACCAUUACGGAAGAACUCCCUGAAACUCCUAUAUCUGACGAUGAAUUGGUGGAAUUAACACCUGAUAUUCCUGCUGAUUAUGUUCCUGAUGCGGUAUCAAAAGCAUUUGGUAAAGCAGAUUUUUCCUACUUAAAGUUAAAACCAGAUCAUUUUUCAAGACCUAUAUGGAUAUCACCUAGUGAUCUUAGAAUCAUCUUAGAAUCAUUUUCACCCUUAGCUGAACAAGCUCAAGAUUUCUUAAUUACCAUUGCAGAACCAGUUUCAAGACCAUCUCACAUUCAUGAAUAUAAAAUCACCGCUUACUCAUUAUAUGCGGCAGUUUCUGUUGGGUUAGAAACUGAUGAUAUCAUCCUGGUUUUGAAUCGUUUAUCUAAAGUACCAAUUAGUGAGUCUAUAAUUCAGUUUAUUAGACAAGCUACUGUAUCAUAUGGUAAAGUCAAAUUAGUGUUGAAGCAUAACAAAUAUUUCGUUGAAAGUAGUCAGGCUGAUAUAUUACAAAUGUUAUUAAAAGAUCCAAUUAUUGGUCUGUUACGUAUCAUAUCUUCUGAAAAUAUCGUUACUGGUACUGGGUUAGUACAGACUGCUGCUCCAAAGCAAGGUGACUUAGUAAUACCUGGAACCAAAAAGAACGCUACUGAAGUUAAAACUGAUGCUGAAGACAUUUUUGCCUCCGUAGUUGGAAAUGAUGACGAUGAUGAUGAUUUAGAUAAAGUUCAUUCAUUUGAAAUCGCUAAUGAAUCGGUGGAAGUUGUAAAAAGAAGAUGUCAAGAAAUAGAUUUCCCUGUUUUGGAAGAAUAUGAUUUCCGUAAUGAUUCUAGAAAUGCGGAUUUGGAAAUUGAUUUAAAACCAUCUACACAAAUUAGACCAUAUCAAGAAAAAUCAUUAUCUAAAAUGUUUGGUAAUGGUCGUGCUAGAUCAGGUAUUAUUGUUCUUCCAUGUGGAGCUGGUAAAACCUUAGUUGGUAUAACUGCUGCUUGUACCAUCAGGAAAUCCGUUAUUGUAUUAUGUACGUCAUCAGUAUCGGUUAUGCAAUGGAGACAACAAUUUUUACAAUGGUGUACUAUUCAACCAGAAAAUGUAGCUGUUUUCACAUCAGAUAAUAAAGAAAUGUUCUCAACUGAAUCUGGUUUAGUGGUAUCAACGUACUCUAUGGUAGCCAAUCGUCAAAAGAGAUCGCAUGAUUCCCAAAAGGUUAUGGAUUUCUUAACAUCAAGAGAAUGGGGUUUUAUUAUUUUGGAUGAAGUCCAUGUGGUACCUGCUGCUAUGUUCAGAAGAGUGGUCAGUACCAUUGCUGCACAUGCUAAGUUGGGUCUUACCGCAACAUUAGUUCGUGAAGAUGAUAAGAUUGAUGAUUUAAAUUUCUUAAUUGGUCCAAAGUUAUAUGAAGCUAAUUGGAUGGAUCUUGCUCAAAAGGGUCAUAUUGCAAAUGUUCAAUGUGCAGAAGUAUGGUGUCCAAUGACUUCCGAAUUUUACCAAGAAUAUUUACGUGAAUCAGCCAGAAAGAAGAUGUUAUUAUAUAUCAUGAAUCCAACUAAAUUUCAAGCCUGUCAAUACUUGAUCCAUUAUCAUGAAAAGAGAGGUGAUAAGAUUAUUGUAUUUAGUGAUAACGUUUAUGCCUUACAAGAAUAUGCUCUUAAAUUGAAUAAACCAUUUAUUUAUGGUUCAACUCCACAACUGGAAAGAAUGAAGAUUUUACAAAAUUUCCAACAUAAUGAUGAAGUUAAUACUAUCUUUUUAUCCAAAGUUGGUGAUACAUCAAUUGAUUUACCAGAAGCUACUUGUUUAAUUCAAAUUUCUUCUCAUUAUGGGUCUAGAAGACAAGAAGCACAACGUCUUGGUCGUAUUUUAAGAGCUAAAAGACGUAAUGAUGAAGGUUUCAAUGCCUUCUUUUACUCAUUGGUUUCUAAAGAUACUCAAGAAAUGUAUUAUUCCACUAAGAGACAAGCAUUCCUUGUAGAUCAAGGUUAUGCAUUCAAGGUCAUUACUCAUUUAAGUGGAAUGGAACAGUUGAAGGAUUUAGCAUAUUCGACUCCAAAGGAAAGAAGAGAGUUGUUACAAAAUGUGUUAUUGAAGAAUGAAGAUGAAGCAAACUUGGAAGUGGGUGACGAUAUAGAUACAAACUUCAUAUCAAACCAAAGGAGAGCAAAGAUUGAAAGUGCUAAUGCCGCAAGAACUGCAGGUUCGUUGGCUGGAUUGGCUGGUGGUGAAGAUAUGGCGUAUGUGGAAUAUAGUAAGAAUAAGAAUAAAGAAUUAAAGGAACAUAAUCCAAUAAUUCAAAAAUUAUAUUAUAAAAAGAAUAAAGAUAAGGUUUAAAUGUGGGAUUUAUAUAGUAUAUAGUGGAACGUUUAAUAUAUUAAAUUUAAUGGAUAAAUAAAUACCAAUUAUAAAAAGCCAAUAACAU
Scheffersomyces coipomensis is the source of this 2749-nucleotide messenger RNA. Its product is annotated as TFIIH/NER complex ATPase/helicase subunit. NCBI's taxonomy places the organism in Eukaryota, Fungi, Ascomycota, Pichiomycetes, Serinales, Debaryomycetaceae. Gene Ontology annotation, cellular component: transcription preinitiation complex; transcription factor TFIIH holo complex; nucleotide-excision repair factor 3 complex. Gene Ontology annotation, molecular function: hydrolase activity; ATP binding; DNA binding. The coding region runs from base 133 to 2661 and encodes 842 amino acids. The record is from RefSeq and is a predicted model, not a curated record. Gene Ontology annotation, biological process: transcription initiation at RNA polymerase II promoter; nucleotide-excision repair. The transcript has a single exon.